Molecule: messenger RNA, 921 nt
Organism: Adineta steineri
Lineage: Eukaryota; Metazoa; Rotifera; Eurotatoria; Adinetida; Adinetidae
Source: the annotation of a GenBank genome assembly
AUGAAUUGGCUAAUUGCCGUUUCUAUUAGUUGUUGUUGUUCAUUAUUAUUUCUUCGAUGGUUAUUACGUCGAAAACGAUUUAAUAUAAGUGGAAAAACAAUUUUAAUUACAGGUGCUUCAUCAGGUCUUGGUGAAGCAUUAGCACGACGACUUUUUAAUAAACAAUGUCAAUUAAUUCUUUUAGCAAGACGCAUGGAUCGUCUUGAAAAUUUAUGUCAAGAACUUGUACAAUUACAUCCAUCAUAUCCAAAACCUAAGACUAUUCAAAUAGAUUUAUCAAAUUUUGAACAAAUUACAUCUUGUUCAUCAUUAAAUAAUAUUCUUCAACAUGAUUCUAUCGAUUGUUUAAUUAAUAAUGCUGGUAUAAGUCAACGUUCAUCUGUACUUGAUACAUCAAUUGAUAUUGUUAAUGAUAUAUUUCGUUUAAAUUAUUUAUCAUUAGUUACAUUAACAAAAUUAGUUUUAACCAAAAUUAUCGAACGAAAACAAAAAAAUGCAACUAUUGUUAAUAUAUCAAGUUUACAAGGUCUUAUUGCUGUACCAGACCGUAGUUCUUAUGCAGCUUCUAAACAUGCAGUACAAGCAUUUAGUGAUUCAUUAAGAAUGGAACUUAAAGAAGAAUAUUCUGAACAGAAUAUAAAUGUCUGUGUAGUUAGUCCUUCAUAUAUACGAACUGAACUUGGUCAACAAGCAUUUAGUCGAAUGAAUAAAGAUGAAAAAUCUGGUGAUGAUAAUAUAUCAAAAGGAUACGAAGCUGAUUAUGUUGCUGAAAGAAUUAUUAAAGCAAUAGAAUACAGAGAAAAUGAUGUUGUAAUUGCACCAUUUGUGCAAUAUUUAGCAAUUUGGUUAAGAAGAUUAUGGCCAACAGGAUAUUUUAGAAUGAUGGUAGCAAGGAAUAAACGAUUAAAAGCUAAAAAAUAA